CAGGGUGGGUGGUAGGAAGCAGUGGAGGGAGGCUGGUUUCGGCUGGCUGGUCCGCCGCUAGCGAAGUAGCGAGGGUGUCGCGCCGCGCAGGCACACGCACACCGGCCACUGCGACGGCCGCGGUGGAACGAGCGCGUCGUUCCUCCGCGUUUACUCUUCCACGUCGCAUCGUUCGUCGCGUAUCUCCCGUUUCUGCGCGCGAAACUGCCCCGCCGAACGGUGAGCGCGAUGUGAGCGGCACGACAAGCCUAAGCCGACGACGAUCGCACGAGACGAAGACGCGAGGCCCGGCGUGGCGCGAAGAGGCGAGCUGCGAUUAAUUGCCAACAGGGGUGAGUCGAUAGCUCGCGCCCGACGAAUAGCGGGAGAGGGGAGAUACUAGGGCGGAAGAGGGAUUGAAGGGGAAAGAAGAGAGAGAGAGAGAGAGAAGCGUACGGGGAGUUCACGUGACACGCAGGGGGUGCGAAACUGUCUGACAGUAGUGCAUCAGACGUCUGCUGCCGCUACUGCCGACGACAGCGGCGACAGAACGACGGUGGUGACGACGCGGGCGGCGGUGGUUCAUGGUGACAGUGGUCGUGGUGGUGGUGGUCGGCGACGACGACGAGGAGGACGACGACGGGGGAUUCAUAGCGCUGCAUCCCUGCGAUCGGUGGCGAGACGGAAGGAAAGCGGUAACCCCGGAGGUUACGAGGCCAGGGGAGAAAGUGGGUGUUGCCUGAGCGGCAGCGGCAGCGGCGGUGGCGGCGACGACGACGACAACGGGGGAGGAUCGCGCGCCCGGGUCCCGCGCGGAACGUCGCCGGAGGUCCCUUUCGGGCUGAAGUCUCUCACGUAGGAAGGAUGCUCGUCGCUCGUCGCUCGUCGUCCUCAUCCUCAUCCCGGAGUCGACGCCAGCCCGUCGCUGGCUUUCUUCCUUCCGUCGGUGACCUCAUGCCUCGGACUGUAUGUUCUAUACAUCCUGUAAUGUAAUUUAACGGAGCAAAGUUGAAACAGAGAAUCUUUGGCGCUGAGAUUCCUCCUCAGGAUGGCUGGAGCGAACCGCGAGGUUCGGCAAGGCCCUGAAAAUUUCGUGCUCGCAAGUCAUCGCGUUGGGCGACGCCAGUCUUCUUGCGAUUAGGGGCUGUGCCAGGGUAGCACGGGACGGGGGGUGGUUCCUGCCAUCGCGAGGAUCGAGAUGAGCGAUCUACAGGCCACCCUCGAGUUUUCCCUCGAGCUCUGCAAGUUCUACAAUGUCGAUCUCUUCCAGCGCGGAUAUUAUCAGAUACGAACUGCUCUUAGAGUAUCGCCGAAGUUGCCAGUCAAGGUGGAAGUCAAUCAACCACGAAAUCGCGAGCGACGUCGAAUUCGAUGGAGAGGCACGCACCGUUGUGUUGCAGACUCCCUGGAGGCGCCGGGCACGAGUAAGCGCUUUCAGAUCCUCUACAGGAACGAGGAGGUGACACUCGGCACUUCCGUACUAUUCCGGGCACAUGUGCUCGUGCAUAGUCACAAGAUUGAGGAGGCCCUGUCGCGCACCCACUUUAAUCUAGGCGUCGAGCUAUGGUUCAGCGAGCCGACGCAGCCGGGCAACAUGGCUUGCGUGUCCUCGAGGGCACUGCAGUUGAAUUUCACACCCACGAAGGGCCUUCACUAUCAUCUGCCGGUGCUCUUUGAUUACUUUCAUCUUGCCGCGGUGUCCAUUACGAUCCACGCCUGCCUCGUGGCACUUCAUCAGCCCUACAUCAAGAAGAGCAUACUGCACGUAGUGCAGAGUUGUGCGCCACGAAGCGGAAAACCCUGGCUGCAAUUUAAGCAAUCCGCGGCGAACGGCGACAGCAACGCGACGGCCUUCGGAAAUAUCGAGACCACUACGAAAUGCGUCGGAUCGACGACGAGGUUACAGCACGCGAGACUGGUUCAGCAAGAAGUCACGAGACUGCUCUUAGCCGCGAGGGAGUCUUUACUGAACGAUCUGUCCGAUUUGGCACGGCUUCUACCUUCUUGGCAACAAAGAGCGCUCGAGCUUGCACAGAAUACGCACAAAGAGAUCACGAAGUUGAUGGACACUGAGGAGGCUGACAUAGCUCAACUCUGCGCACAAAAUAUCGUUCUUUGGCAGCAUUUUCUUGAAGCGUUCUCCGGUCGAGAAGCGGUUCAUCAGCAUUUAGCACGAAUUCAUCAUCAAUUAAGAGUGAAGCGAUUCGCGGAAGGUUUCUUCGUAUUAGAGAAUCCUAGGACAUCGGCAGCGGGCUGUUACGACGCGAAUUAUCAGUCUUAUCAAGCGGUAAGCGAGGCUGCUAGAAGAUCGCGUUACCUCGCGUCGUUGCCACCGUUACCUGUCCAUUGUCCAGAAGUAGACGGCGAUCUUAACUCGUUGCCUUUGAUUUUUGAGGAUCAGUACGCUGACAUGCAGCAGAGACACAGAAACAGUGUUCCCAGCGUGGACGACUGUAGCUGUGGCAUAACGGCCAUCCUAGAGUCGCGCUCCGUGGGAAUCUGGUCGCCCAGAAGCGAAGGUGCAGCUCAGGACAUCGGAUCGAUCCAGGCUCGCCUUAUACUGACGCCUUCCACGCUUCCGGCGAGGCACAGCAAGUCGCUCGAUCAGCUGGGUCCCGAUCUGACGACACCUCUGCAGCCCAGAACGUCGCCAAAGACUCUGCCCAGGUCUGUGUCAACCCAAUUGUUCUCGCGGGGGCUGCGUGGCGGCGGUCGAAAUGUCACGCCACCCGCGACGGUUCCUUCCAGGGGGAAAGCCAGGUCGACAGUGCCGUCCAUUAGCACCCUCUUCCCGCCUUCGGGUCAGCAGGCUUGUUCCGCGCCAAACCCAUCUCUUGGCUCCACGCCGGUGAUACCUCUGCCUCGAGCCAAGUCUACACAAAUGUUGGUACCGAACCGACAGCAGCAACAACAGUCCGACUACCAAUCCUCUUCCAUUAGCUCACUACUGGCGGCGAUGUUUCCCGAGUUGCCGCCCGGUGGUCAUCUGCCUGGUUAUCGACCUUCGUCUAAAUCCUGCGACCAGAAUCUCGCUGUGCCAACGUACAUGGGUGCUCUGGACCUCAGUCAAUUGCCCGAUUGCUUGACGGAAAGCAAGUCGGCAAAUACGGAAGAUUACCAUUCUCUAGAUACAAGAAAAAUACGGCUAGAGCCACGAAGUCAUCGUCUGGGAAAUCGCCAACCGCUGCCAUUGACCACAAACGACCAAAGUAGCUUUCUACCUUCCAAGGCGAACGUAAACGGCGACUUUUUACCGGAUCCACAACCGUUACACACAGCGACGUUGGAUAGAGUCACUUACCGAGGAAACUUUAGAAAGUCUGGACAUCAAUCAGGUGCCAAGUACAGUCAAACGAACGGCGUCGAGAGUCGCAGGUAUCAUACGCUCGGCAAGACAUCGAUGACGCAAAGAAGUCGUCCAGAGAUACCGGAGUACAUGAAUGGCAGCGCCAUGAGCAGCAGCCAUUCUCACCUGGCGGACACCACGAGCAAGAAAUCCAAUUAUUACGCGACUACGGACUCACUUUUCUAUCGCACAAACGGCAAUAUCAGCGGAAGGAUUCGCGACGAGAUGCCGAAGAGGCCAAAGAGCACGGAACGGCUGCUCGAUGCCGUGGAGCGUAACGAGUGCUGCGACUUCCGGCGAGAGCGACCGAUUCGAAGAAGAGCGGAACGAUCGGUCAAGUCAUCCCGCAACGGCGUAACCCAGAAUUAUAACGAGGAUAAGCAACGACGUGGUCAAAACGAGAAGAAGAACGCGGAGGCUGUUCAGGAACCGAUUUAUGAAGUAAUAGCCUCGAAAUCGGAAUCAAAAAAAGAAUCUCGCACCGAAAGAAGGAAGGACAAACACAACAGAAGACCGCACUCGGCGCCCGUCCUCGACACGGAUCACCCGGUGGAGGAGAGCAAUCAUAAAAGUGAUAAAAAGUGCAGUCACAAAAACAGAAAACCGGCACCGCCACCUCCGGCGUAUCAAGAUGCCCCCUUGCCCAAAUACCGUCACUCCUCUUCGACGCCCGCAACGAGUGUCCUCGAGGUGGAAAACAACAAUAAAAUUAUUCUGAAGAUGGAACCCAUAAAGUCGCCAAUGGAGGCACCGACGACCAACGGCACGACGCCGUCGGACACUUCCAGCUUCGGGGUGCCGCCGCCGAACGUAAAGAGACUGCGAUGUGCUAGCGUGCCGGUGACUCAGAACAAAGUGGUCGUGCCACGCAGCGCGGUCUCUCUGCCCUGCAUGCCGAUACGCGACAGCAAGGACAACCUGAGCAACAACCUGCCGAUCAUACCGCAUCUUCUCAGUCCGCCGUCUACCAGGCCCAGCAGUCCCACGCCGAGCUCAAGCUCGAGCAACCUAACGUCCGAAUGUUCGGGUUGGGUCAGCAGCGGCGACACCUCCAGUUCGGAGCAGCGUCGCAACCAAGCCAAGCUCUCGAGCGAGCAGCUACGGCAGAAGCUGUCGAAAAUCGUGCCGCGCAAGGAUCGUCCUCUCGUCACGAAGGAGAGCGUGGAGGAGCACUCGUACGAGGAGUUGCGACUACCGCCGCCGAAGAUGUUCCAGGACGAGCCGCCGCCUCCCGAGGAGUUCCGCGAUCCACCAGCGCCGAUCGACAAUCCGCUGUACCACGUGUACGAGACGGUGAAACAGACCAGGAGUCCGAAACAGAACAAAACGGCGCCGUGCAGUCCGCAACGAAACCGAGAUCGAGACAGGGACAGUGUGUACGGUGCCAGGGACAUCUGUUUGGACUGUUAUCAGGAGGGCAAGGAAUUGUUGCAGUCCACGCAGGACGACUUUAUCAACUUCAAAAAAUGCAAGGAGGAGUUCAAGAGGCAGAUGAGCUUCUCGGGCAAGAUCUACAGAGAACGCGAGGAAGCACAGUUCCAUUUACAUAAACGUGCCCAUUCCCUCGGAUACGGUCUUGAUUCCUCGCCGUCGGUUCAACCAUUAAGAUCCCAUGUGCCUCUUAGUGACUAUCCGACCCUGGCCUCGACCUUGCCGUACUUCCACAUCAGCGACGAGUACCGACUCUUCUCGCCGGAAGGUCCACAUCUUAUCAUAUGCGUUCACGGUCUCGACGGUAACGCCGCCGAUCUCCGUCUCGUCAAGACGUAUCUGGAAUUGGGUUUGCCUGGAGCACAUUUGGAUUUUCUGAUGUCCGAGAGAAACCAGGGAGACACCUUUUCCGACUUCGAAACGAUGACCGACCGAUUAGUGUCCGAAAUUCUUUAUCAUAUCGAAUCGUCGGGCCUGAAUCCAAGGAAAGUGAGUUUUAUCGGGCAUUCCCUUGGGACCAUUAUCAUCCGGAGCGCCCUGACGCGGCCGCAGCUGCGUCCGCUUCUUCCUCGUCUACACACUUUCCUCAGUUUGAGCGGACCACACUUGGGCACUCUUUACAACACAAGCGGUUUGGUGAACGCGGGCAUGUGGUUUAUGCAGAAGUGGAAAAAGUCCGGAUCUUUACUACAACUGGCUAUGAAAGAUGCAUCGGACGUGAGGCGCUCCUUCAUGUUCCGUUUGAGUCAGAAGAGCAAUUUGCAGAAAUUCAAACACGUCUUGUUGUGCGGCAGCGCCCAGGAUCGAUACGUGCCUUUGCACUCUGCCCGAAUCGAGCUCUGCAAGGCUGCCGUACGAGAUCCGACGGAUCAAGGUGCCGCGUAUCGCGAGAUGGUGCACAACAUUCUAUACCCUGUGAUGUCGGCGCCCGGCGUUAGCCUCGUCAGGUAUGACGUGCAUCACGCUCUACCGCCGACGGCGAACGCCCUGAUAGGCCGAGCCGCGCAUAUCGCCGUCCUCGACUCCGAGCUUUUCAUCGAGAAAUUCCUGCUGGUCGCGGGACUGAAAUAUUUCAGAUAAGGAAAGAACAGUCUAGCGCACACGAAGAAAAUAAUUAACUAUAGUUUAUUAAAGAAAAAAAAAAGGGACACAGAGACUCGAACGCGGACUCGGAAAGCGUCGCGUUCUCCGCGAAAUCUUCGACCAUCCCGUGAUUAGCAUAUAUUAUAAAUGUCCUGUCCAACGUUGCCUCGCGUUUCUCUUCUAUUCGCUUAGUUAUCUUCUUCCAAAGAAACGAUAAACGGAAAGGGAUUCCGAAGCGAGGCAAUCCGAUCUUUUUUACACGAAAAACGGCGGCACACGCCGUCGUCGAUUUUAGUAUCUAAACAUUCGUUAGGUUCUCCAUGUGCCAUGUUAAUACCGAUCAUAAUCACGGACGCGGUAAGGUAGCGCGUAUUUAUCAUUGACGGUCGAAUUUUGGAUUCAUUUCCGCAACGCUUCAUCAAGAGUUCGCCUCGUGAGUAUUCGAAGCGAAUGGACCUGUAGCUCGCCGUGAAACGGACCUACUCUCUAGUGAUGAUGAUGGUGGUGAUGGUGGUAGAUAAUAGUAGCAGUAGCGAUAUCGACCAAAAAAGGUGGAAGAAUAGAAGGAAACAGAAAAGAGAUGUAAAAAAUAGUGCGAAAAUUAAGUAUAUGCUUGGGAAACUCACUGCUUGGGUAUCGUGCGCGUCAUCGCUAUGAGUGAUGCGACGUGCACGAAUCGAUCGAACGUACUCCAAAAUUUCACGUACUCAAAAAAGGAAAAAUUGAAACGAAACCUGAUCAGCGCGUUUGGCGGCCUAGCGUAAAUGGAGCAAUCGAGGGACACGAUGAGGUCGCCGAGCACAUCAGCUUCAUCAACAUCGUCGCGAAAGAUGGAUUGCGAUAGGAAGAGAAAGAAAGAAAGAGAGAGAGAGAGAGAGAGAGAGAGAGGAGGAGGAGGAAACAAAAUUUAUUCAUCGAUACAACUAUAUCAACAGUCGAAUUGGAGAAUAUACUUUUUUUUUAAAAAAAAACGGGAAGUGAGACUCCAUUGAGCAAGAGUUCUGUCGCCAGGACAAUUCUCCACGAUGUAUAGCCACGCAUUAAGGGGAGGAAAGAAUAAUAUUAAUAACAUAAAUAAAAUAAAAGUAUAAGACAAUGCAACGACACAUUGUCUAGUCGUAUAGGAAAGUUACGAAACGUAUGUCAAUUGUUAUCCUCAGAUAAGUGUGAAUGCUGAAUGCGAUGAGUGCGAAGAGCGGAUGGAUGAGAGCCGAGUACGAUGUUGAGAGAUAGAGACAGAGAGAAAAAGAAAGAGAAAAUGAUUAGGCAAAAGGAAUUAUAAAGAUGUAGAGUAAAAAUGCUGAGGAUGAAGAAACGUCGGGGAGGAGUAGAAUGUCAAACAGCAUUAUCAAACAUCAGAGGGGAUGAGGUGACGGGGGUUUCCCAGUGUGGUCUCACAAUCAGUGAAAUGAUGAUUCGCGCCCUGAAACGCGACAGAGAAGAGUAUCCGAGGUGCGAAACGAACGCGAUGACGCGACGAGAGUGACUAACGUUUCAGGUAUAUGAAAUCCCUCCAAUGCUAGAUCUCAAUUGCUCAGAACAAUCUAUCGAUGCGGAAAAGCAGAAAAAAAAAUGAUGAAAAGAGAAUUAUAUUAAUCGUAAUCGAAUGGUGACAAACGCGAAGCGUCUGCGUGUGCUAUCGAUGAUGUCGCGAUCGAGUCGUCGUGUAAACCCAAGCGAGCUCGAAUUUUGUCACCUUAAAAUCUAACAGAGCGUUCCGGUACCGCUGACCUUAAUUUUAAUAAUAAAUUCGUCGAACUGUUCUCGAAAUAAAUAUUUUUUUUUUAUCAAAACGUCUAGAUGUAUCAACAUAUUAUACUUAUUAACGAUUGAAUUACAAAAGAUUGUUUUGAGAACUUGAAUCUGUGAUGUAAUUUCCGUUUAAUUUCAUUUAAUUUAAGAAUUAAAAAAAAAAAAUCAAAAAAAUUUCCUUGCUUUUGUUUUAUCUUUACUUCAAAAUUGUAAUUUAAGAUGUUUAAUAUCGAAUAUUGAAAUGUGACAACCGAUGGCUAUUCUCGAGAAGUAGAUUUAAAAUUUGCCAGUGAUUUUAUCAUUAAAAUUCAAGGGUAAGUUUUCGACGUUCUGUGUACCAAUAAGCUGCGACGUAAGAUCGUAGCUCUGCAGCGCGAAAAUGGCGUCUCGUACCUCAGCAAUCGCGGAAACAUUUUUUGAGGGGGAAUAGAAUUCCGGGAAAUCAAAUGACUAUAUGUUAGAUGUUUGUAUUGUGCAUUAUACAAAUAUGCAUUUAACAUUUUUAACGAACACGAUAUGUCCAUUAUAUGUCCCUAUCUGUGAAGCGGUGUAAAAUAGUAUUAAUAAACUGAUAUUCUGUAAACGAUAAACGCGAAUGUAUAUAUAGAUAUCCUAUAUGUAUCCACAAUAAACUGCAGUCGUUAUGAACUGGGGGCUGAAGUACGAGGCGUCCGUUUGAUCGCGUAUUAACAAAUUAUGGAGUGGAAGGUCGUAAGAGCGCUAUUCCUAUUAUUUUCCAAAAAUGAGAGAUGAGAGACUUUCUUCCAAAUCAACAUCAUCGUACUCGUUAUUUCCGAAAUUUCGUUUCACGGUUACACACAAAAAUGCGUUUUACGUUUUUAUUUGAUAAAAACGAGAUAAGCACAUGUACAUGACGGAUAGCUCUUUAUAAUCUUCCACUUCACAAUUCUCUUGCACUACAAAUCUCUGAGCACAAUACACAAAAAUAUGCACGUACACACACACACACGCGCGCGCGCGCGCACACACACACACACACACACACACACACACACACACGUACACGCACGCACACACACACACGCGCACGCACACACGCACGUACGCACACGCACACGCGCGCACACACACACACACACACACACACACACACACACACACACACACACACACACACACACACACACUGUCCCGAGCGCAAACGCGCGCGUAGAAAAUAAUAAUUUUUACAGCAAUUCUGUCGUAACAUAUAUGUUAAAAAACGGAUCAUGUGGAUCAUACGUCGGCUCUCAAUAUGCGAGUAAUAUCGUAUCGCAUGUAAAUCCGUAUCAUUCGUAUCAUCCAGUGUAAGCCAUUUACAUGCGUAAGAAGCGCGCAUGUGUACGUUUACGUGUAUCGUCAACGUGAAACGAUUACCUAUAAUCACCACUAACAUGUAUACUACAAUCGUAUAUGUUGUUGCGAACUGUUCUAACCUGGUAAUCGCGAGACGGAAAGUUAUAUGAACAAAUGCAACUUUGCAUCAGAACUAAAAGAAAGUUUAUGAAAUAUGUGUACGAAAAUCACACCCAAUUCUUCUCUCUGUCUAAUGCAAAAAAAAGAAACUAAAAUAAAUUAUUUUCUGGACGUUCACUAAUCUUGUCCCUUUUUAAUAUAUCGAGAUAGAAGCAAACAUAUUUUGCGAAUCGUCAGUAUCUUCCUUCGUAUAUUUCCUUAGAAAUAUUUAAAGUCGCAAGAUAAAAUAAUAGUAAUUUAUAAAAAAAAAAAAUAUAACUACUUAUUAUCUACAUUACUUUUCUUACAAACGCGAAUAAUAAAGCUUACAAGAGCUUCGGGAAAAAAAGUUUCUGAGAUUCUAUAUUAGUAUCUCAAUGCAUCUCGAUUAGAAUUCUUUUUUAGCGCGAUGUAAAAUUAUACUUGCCGAUACAAAUUUAUUUACGGUAUGUCGUAACAUUGUGCAUUGCUUUAUCAAGUCUACCGUUAAUAAUGCUCCUCUUUCGAAUUCCGAGUAUUUAUUCAGAGUAUCUCGAGUGUGAUAAUUUUCAAAAUCUUCGAAUGUUGCCUUCCUUCCUGGGAAAUUAAUCUCGAAACAAUUACAAAAUACGAACGUACUGAAAUGUUCUCCUAUAAUUUAUCGUGUAAAAUUGAUUUGACGUAGAAAAGCUGAAAUUAAAUAACCAUGCAAUAUUAAUCACAAUUCAGAAUUGGGAGUUAUGUUCGUCUAUAUUUGCCGAUCUUUGUCGAAGAUUUAUGACUUUCGUGCGCCAUCAAUGAACGUGACGAAUGCAUAUGGGUAAAAAAUUCAUGUUCUGACUCUGUCUCUUUAAUCAAAUUUUCACUCCGCAGCGACACGUUUAUCAGGUAAAUCGCCGCGUAUAUGUUGUUCCCUCAACUGCGAAUAAAUCUCGCCGAUGACGUUUACGCGCGUCAUGUAUCGAUUGCGAGAAAGACAGGCCAUCUCCUCUCUUUGUCCGUUAUCAAUAACGCGUUACAAAUCGUGCGCGAAAAGGAGAUUACGAACGACGGAAAAUGGGGAAACGGAGGUUCGGAGAUCCGAAAAGAAAGAAAACGAAAAAACUUUUCGAUUUGCUCCCUCGCGCGGGGAACGCGGAUCAAAAAGAAUUUUUAUUGUUCUUCUAUUGUUUGCUCAAUUGUAUCGUUUUACAUUCGACUUCAAACACGCUUUAGCCGCGAUAAUUGCAACUUUGUACUCUCGUCGUGUAAACUUAAGUUUCUAACUUACUACUUAAGGCAACAAUUUUCUAGAGAUUUAUCGGGGAACGAUGGGAACACGAUCGGAUCAAUCGACGAUCGGGAUCGCGAUCAAUCGAGCAAUUUCCGCCGUUCCGUUUCUCGACACGUUUUAGAGAGAUUUUCUUCGGCCCAAAAAAAAAACUAUUUCAAGGACAUAAAAUCGUUGUUGCAUCUUUGAUGGGUACGUCCUUGCGUAAUUUACGAUUCGUGUUCGUUCCUUUCCUCCAUCCCGUGGCGCCAUCCCAGCUGGAAAGGGCUGAGUACGUAGCGAGAUUUCUUUAAUAAAUUAUAACGGCCUCUGGAGACAAUUAACGAACAAUUGACGAAUGAAAUUUUAAACGUCGGGCACUUCUGCUCUUAUCGGACUAAUGAAACGCUCUUCGAAGGCUCGCGUAAAAUUAAAAUGUAGUUAAAAAUUAAAAAUUAAAAUGGACAAUUAACGAUAGAUAGAAAUAUAAAUUAAUACCAAGAAACCUGGUGGCGUAUGAAGCACCCAUUAUGUUCUCUUGAAAAUUAUUACGCGUCUAGUUUCAUUUCGAUUCCACAUUUUAAACUUUAAUCUCUGAUAAUAUAAGUACGAAUUAUAUGGAGACGUAUAUAAUUUCCAUAUUUAUAUUUUUGUUUUAUAGUUUGAAAAGUUGAAUUUAUUUCUAUUCUUAUAAUUACUUCUUUCUCUAAUAAAACGAAGAAAAAUAAAAAAGCUAUGACUUUUAGAGUUACAAGAGAGUUAAAAGAUUUCAAAGUAAUUUUUGAAAAUUAAGUGCCAAGGUAUAGUGCCAAAGCAGAAAUUGCCGAUCCGACAACGAUUUUUUCAGACAAACCUUUUUUUCACUUUGAAGCGUGCAUCGAAGCAUUCAUCGACAUUCAAAAAAGAGAACUCGCUAUUGUAUUCCGCUUGUGUCACAAUUAUUAAGCGUGUCGUACAGCUGGGUUCGACAAAAAAAAAGCGUCAUGUAAUCCUCAAUCGAAUCACUUGCGAGAGAAAAAAGCGUGAGAGAGAGAGAGAGAAAGCAUGUGUGAAAGAGAAAAAAAGAGAUGAAAGAAAGCGUAAAAGAAAAAGAAAAUAAAAACCGCAAACAUGAAAAAGAAGACAUAAUCGUCUUUAAAAGAGAAACACCAAUGAAGAAAUAACAAUGUAUACACUAUACAUAACAUAUGAGUAUACAAAAAUGAAUAAAUCUGCGUGAAUAUAUAAAGUGAGAGAUAGAUUAAUAAAAAAUCUUAAGCCAUUA
Solenopsis invicta (red fire ant) is the source of this 11538-nucleotide messenger RNA. Its product is annotated as protein FAM135A. The record is from RefSeq and is a predicted model, not a curated record. Bases 1178 to 5836 code for a protein of 1552 amino acids. The transcript is spliced from 18 exons. Lineage: Eukaryota; Metazoa; Arthropoda; Insecta; Hymenoptera; Formicidae.